This is a messenger RNA of Anarrhichthys ocellatus (wolf-eel), 681 nucleotides long. RefSeq names its product low affinity immunoglobulin gamma Fc region receptor II-b-like. Bases 1 to 681 code for a protein of 226 amino acids. Gene Ontology annotation, biological process: immune response; cell surface receptor signaling pathway. The transcript is spliced from 4 exons. Gene Ontology annotation, cellular component: external side of plasma membrane. Gene Ontology annotation, molecular function: transmembrane signaling receptor activity. The record is from RefSeq and is a predicted model, not a curated record. NCBI's taxonomy places the organism in Eukaryota, Metazoa, Chordata, Actinopteri, Perciformes, Anarhichadidae.
AUGGCGAUGUUAACUCUGUGCGCUGUCGUUGCCGCUCUGAGAGUUCUGCCCGACAGAUCUCAGUUCUUCCAGUACGAGUCCGUCUCUCUGAGCUGUGGGCAGGAGGGAACCUCUCCUGCCUGGAGGGUGAAGAGGAACACAUCCACUAAUAUAGACCAAGAGUGUUCCUCGGAGAGAACCAACGAAUCCCACUGCUUCAUCGAUGACCUGUACCCACUAGACAACGGGGCGUACUGGUGUGAGUCUGCAGCAGGAGGGUGCAGCGACGCCGUCAACAUCAUGGUGACCGCUGGACUUGUGAUCCUGGAGAGUCCCGUCCUCCCCGUGACGGAGGGAGACGACGUGAGUCUCCGCUGCAGAACCAAGUCGACCUCCAACCUCACAGCCGAGUUCUAUAAAGACGGCGUCCUCAUCGGGAGCAGCUCCACAGGAAACAUCACCGUCCCCGGUGUCUCUCAGGCUGAUGAAGGACUCUACAAGUGUGCCGUCUCUGGAGCCGGAGGAUCUUCAGAGAGCUGGCUGACUGUCAGAGCAGGCCGCCCUGAGCCGCCGGACUCCCCCCUCGCAGGCUUUCUGCUUCCUGUGGUGGGCGCCUGCCUCUCGCUGCUGGUGCUGCUGGUGCUGCUCUGCCUCUGGAGGAGCCACAAAGGUCAGCAGCCUGUUUUCAUGUCAACAAACUAA